GCAAGUUGAAUUUUAUAUGAAUGAAAACACAUUUAAAGAGAGACUAAAGUUAUUUUUUAUCAAAAACCAGAGAUCAAGUCUAAGAAUACGUCUGUUCAAUUUUUCUCUCAAAUUAUUAAGCUGCUUUUUGUACAUAAUCCGAGUGCUACUAGAAAACCCUUCACAAGGAAAUGAAUGGUCUCAUAUCUUUUGGGUGAACAGAAGUCUACCUUUAUGGGGCUUACAGGUUUCAGUGGCAUUGAUAAGUCUCUUUGAAACAAUACUACUUGGUUAUCUCAGUUAUAAGGGAAACAUCUGGGAACAGAUUUUACGAAUACCCUUCAUCUUGGAAGUAAUUAAUGCGGUUCCCUUCAUUAUCUCAAUAUUCUGGCCUUCCUUAAGAAAUCUAUUUGUUCCAGUCUUUCUAAACUGUUGGCUUGCCAAACAUGCCUUGGAAAAUAUGAUUAAUGACCUACACAGAGCUAUUCAGCGUACACAGUCUGCAAUGUUUAAUCAAGUUUUGAUUUUAAUAUCUACAUUACUAUGCCUUAUCUUCACCUGCAUUUGUGGAAUCCAACAUCUGGAACGAAUAGGAAAGAAGCUGAAUCUCUUUGACUCCCUUUAUUUCUGCAUUGUGACGUUUUCUACUGUGGGCUUUGGGGAUGUCACUCCAGAAACAUGGUCGUCCAAGCUUUUCGUUGUUGCCAUGAUCUGUGUUGCUCUCGUGGUUCUCCCCAUACAGUUUGAACAGCUGGCCUAUUUGUGGAUGGAGAGACAAAAGUCAGGUGGAAACUAUAGUCGACACAGAGCUCAAACUGAAAAGCACGUUGUUCUGUGUGUCAGCUCACUGAAGAUUGACUUACUCAUGGACUUUUUGAAUGAAUUCUAUGCUCAUCCAAGACUCCAGGAUUAUUAUGUGGUGAUUUUGUGUCCUACUGAAAUGGAUGUGCAGGUCCGAAGGGUCCUACAGAUUCCGAUGUGGUCACAAAGAGUCAUCUACCUUCAAGGUUCAGCCCUUAAAGAUCAGGAUCUGUUGCGAGCAAAGAUGGAUGAUGCUGAGGCCUGUUUUAUUCUGAGCAGCCGUUGUGAAGUAGAUAGGACAUCCUCUGACCACCAAACAAUUUUGAGAGCAUGGGCUGUAAAAGAUUUUGCUCCAAAUUGCCCUUUGUAUGUCCAGAUCUUAAAGCCUGAAAAUAAAUUCCAUAUCAAAUUUGCUGAUCAUGUUGUUUGUGAAGAAGAGUUUAAAUACGCCAUGUUAGCUUUAAACUGUAUAUGCCCAGCAACAUCUACACUUAUUACACUACUGGUUCAUACCUCUAGAGGGCAAGAAGGCCAGCAAUCUCCAGAACAAUGGCAGAAGAUGUACGGCAGAUGCUCUGGGAAUGAAGUGUACCACAUUGUUUUGGAAGAAAGUACAUUUUUUGCUGAAUAUGAAGGAAAGAGCUUCACCUAUGCUUCUUUCCAUGCACACAAAAAGUUUGGUGUCUGCUUGAUUGGUAUUAGGAGGGAGGAUAAUAAAAACAUUUUGCUGAAUCCAGGUCCUCGAUAUAUUAUGAGUGCUACAGAUAUAUGUUUCUAUAUUAAUAUUACCAAAGAAGAGAAUUCAGCAUUUAAAAAUCACGACCAUCAGAAAAAAAGCAAUGUAUCAAGGUCAUUUUAUCAUGGACCAUCUAGAUUACCUGUACAUAGCAUAAUUGCCAGCAUGGGUACUGUGGCCAUAGACUUGCAAGACACAAGCUGUAGGUCAGCAAGUGGCCCUACCCUGUCUCUUCCUUCAGAAGGAAACAAAGAAGUCAGAAGACCCAGCAUUGCUCCCGUUUUAGAGGUUGCAGAUACGUCAUCACUUCAAACAUGCGAUCUUCUAAGUGAUCAAUCAGAAGAUGAAACUACACCAGAUGAAGAAAUGUCCUCAAAUGUGGAAUAUGCUAAAGGCUACCCACCUUACUCUCCAUAUAUAGGAAGUUCACCCACCUUUUGUCAUCUCCUUCAUGAAAAAGUGCCAUUUUGCUGCUUAAGACUAGACAAGAGUUGCCAGCAUAACUACUAUGAGGACGCAAAAGCCUAUGGAUUCAAAAAUAAGCUAAUUAUAGUUGCAGCUGAAACAGCUGGAAAUGGAUUGUAUAAUUUUAUUGUUCCUCUCAGGGCUUAUUAUAGACCAAAGAAAGAACUUAAUCCCGUAAUACUGCUAUUGGAUAACCCUCUAGACGAUUUACUCAGGUGUGGAGUGACUUUCGCUGCCAACAUGGUGGUUGUGGACAAAGAAAGCACCAUGAGUGCCGAGGAAGACUACAUGGCAGAUGCCAAAACGAUUGUAAACGUGCAGACCCUUUUCAGGUUGUUUUCCAGUCUCAGUAUUAUCACAGAGCUCACCCACCCAGCCAACAUGAGAUUCAUGCAAUUCAGAGCCAAAGACUGUUACUCCCUUGCUCUUUCAAAGCUGGAAAAGAAAGAAAGAGAGCGAGGUUCUAAUUUGGCCUUUAUGUUCCGACUGCCUUUUGCUGCCGGGAGGGUGUUCAGUAUCAGCAUGUUGGACACGCUUCUUUACCAGUCAUUUGUGAAGGACUACAUGAUUUCUAUCACCAGACUUCUGUUGGGAUUGGACACUACACCAGGAUCAGGGUUUCUUUGCUCUAUGAAAAUCACCGAGGAUGACUUAUGGAUCAGGACUUAUGCCAGACUGUAUCAGAAGUUAUGUUCUUCUACUGGAGAUGUUCCCAUUGGAAUCUACAGGACUGAAUCUCAAAAACUUACUACAUCUGAGUCUCAAAUAUCCAUCAGUGUGGAAGAGUGGGAAGACACCAAAGAUGCCAAAGAGCAAGGUCACCACCGAAGUAACCACCGCAACUCAACAUCCAGUGACCAGUCCGACCAUCCCCUGCUAAGGAGGAAGAGCAUGCAGUGGGCCCGAAGACUGAGCAGAAAAGGUCCCAAACACUCCGGUAAAACAGCUGAGAAAAUAACCCAGCAGCGCCUGAACCUCUACAGGAGGUCAGAAAGACAAGAGCUUGCUGAACUUGUGAAAAAUAGAAUGAAACACUUGGGUCUUUCUACAGUGGGAUAUGAUGAAAUGAAUGAUCAUCAAAGUACCCUCUCCUACAUCCUGAUAAACCCAUCUCCAGAUACCAGACUAGAGCUGAAUGAUGUUGUAUACUUAAUCCGACCCGAUCCACUGGCCUACCUACCAAAUGGUGAACCCAGUCGAAAAAACAGCAUCUGCAACACCACAGGCCAAGAUUCUCGGGAGGAAACUCAGCUUUGAUAAAAAAGAAAAUAAGAGACUUUUUUCUCCUACAAGGAUCUUGCUUGAAACAACUCUAAAUCUUAGAAAAACAAGAGUGUUGCUGGCAUGAAAUAAACUAGAUUGGAGUAUAUCCAAUUCUCUCAUAUUAAAAAAAAAUCUAUUCUCCUAGAAGUUUAGAUAACUUUGAAAUUUAAAGUACUGCUUUGUUGGUACUCCUCCCAUUAAUAUUUGAAAGACAUCAAUGGAAUGAUUUUGAAAACCUAAAUUGAAACGCAAAAAUUUGAACCUGAUGUUUCAUUGUUUGACAAUAAUACAAACUGUAUGAAGCCAAUUUUUUAAAAGUAUUAAGGUUUAUGAAAGUAAACUAGAAGUCCAGUUAUAUUUGGUGCGUCCCAAUGGACAUAGA
Molecule: messenger RNA, 3626 nt
Organism: Lipotes vexillifer (Yangtze River dolphin)
Lineage: Eukaryota; Metazoa; Chordata; Mammalia; Artiodactyla; Lipotidae
Product: potassium channel subfamily T member 2
Exons: 26
Coding region: 17-3238 (1073 amino acids)
Biological process (GO): potassium ion transmembrane transport
Cellular component (GO): plasma membrane
Molecular function (GO): intracellular sodium-activated potassium channel activity; outward rectifier potassium channel activity
Source: RefSeq, a predicted model, not a curated record